UGUGUAUAAAAACAGAACAUUGGUACAGAGGCCACAGUGCCAUAGAAGGUAAUUACAGAGACAGUAAAAUCCUUUUAUGCUGGGAAAAAUAAAAUGCUGGGUGUCUCAUGAAAUUUCAGAACCUGAUUUCAAAAGGACUGUAAUGAAGAGGAGAUAAAAUUGAGCAUGGUGGGCUGCUCUACAGGAUAUAUUUGUCAGUGGAAUGUUUCCACAUAUUCUACCACCAACAUAAGAAAAAAAUAAUUAUUGUUGAUUUGAAGCUUGAUGAAAUUUCAAAGGCUGCCUUUUCUCUCCUCAUUUUAGAGAAAAAUGAGCAGGCAAAAUUGUUGGAUUUGUAAAAUGUGCAGAGAUGAACCUAAGCGGCUCCCUUCAAACCUCACUUUGGAGGAAGUGUUAAAGUGGGCCCAAUCUUUUGACAAUUUGAUGGCUACAAAAUAUGGUCCGGUAGUCUAUGCAGCAUAUUUAAAACUGGAGCACAGUGAUGAGAAUAUUAAAUUCUGGAUGGCAUGUGAAACGUAUAAGAAAACUGCCUCACGGUGGAACAGAAUUUCUAAAGCAAAGAAGAUUUAUAAGGUUUACAUUCAGCCACAGUCUCCAAGAGAGAUUAACAUUGACAGUUCGACGAGAGAAACUAUCCUCAGGAAUAUUCAAGAACCCACCCAAACAUGUUUUGAAGAGGCUCAAAAAAUAGUAUAUAUGCACAUGGAAAGGGAUUCCUACCCCAGGUUUCUAAAGUCAGAAAUGUACCAGAAACUUUUGAAAAUGAUUCAGUCCAAUAACAAUUCCUGACUACCACUCAAAAGUUUAAAUUGAAAAUGAUAUUUUGAAAGGAAUAGGUUUGGUCUUUUAAUUUAGAAGAACACACAGUCAAAAACAAAGUACAAAUGAAGCAGACAUCAAACUAUAAAUUGAUUUCUAGCUCUCAAAUAGAAACAGAUCUCAAAAAGGAUAGAUUCAAGAACUCUUACAACCUGAAUAAACCAAUUUACAGCUUAUCUACAUAGUUUUGUUAAUAUAUAGGGGGAAAGUAUGUCUUUCUUCAUGACACAAACAUU
Molecule: messenger RNA, 1055 nt
Organism: Otolemur garnettii (small-eared galago)
Lineage: Eukaryota; Metazoa; Chordata; Mammalia; Primates; Galagidae
Gene: RGS13
Product: regulator of G protein signaling 13
Exons: 7
Coding region: 310-789 (159 amino acids)
Source: RefSeq, a predicted model, not a curated record